AUGUUAACGGUGGUCACUAGGUACGCUACUUGUAAUUCUGAGCAUCUGCAACUUUCGCCUCAUACUCUGACAGUGAGAAAACACAAUGUUUCAGCCGUCUCCAACCCGGUUCAGGAACCCAAACUCGCUGAGUCACUCUCCCCGGGUCAGUUCCGAGUCGACAUCCUCUCUGAAUCGCUCCCUUUCAUUCAGAAGUUCCGGGGAAAAACCAUCGUCGUCAAGUAUGGCGGUGCCGCCAUGAAGUCACCGGCGCUGCAGGCAUCCGUGAUCAACGACCUCGUACUUCUCUCCUGUGUCGGCCUCCGCCCCGUCAUGGUCCACGGCGGCGGGCCGGAGAUCAACCACUGGCUCAGCCGACUCAACAUCCAGGCCGUGUUCCGCGACGGACUCCGCGUCACCGACGGCGACACCAUGGAGAUCGUGUCCAUGGUGCUCGUCGGAAAGGUAAACAAGACGCUGGUUUCACUCAUCAACAAGGCCGGCGCCACCGCCAUCGGCCUUUCCGGCAUGGACGGCCGCCUCAUAACCGCCUGCCCCAGCCCCAAGGCGGCGGACCUGGGGUUCGUCGGAGAAGUGGAGCAGGUGGAUCCGUCGGUGCUUCGGCCACUGAUUGCGAGUGGGUACAUCCCGGUGGUGACGUCAGUUGCGGCCGACAAAUACGGUCAGCCGUACAACAUCAAUGCUGAUACAGUGGCGGGAGAAUUAGCAGCGGCGCUGGAGGCGGAGAAACUGAUUCUGCUAACUGAUGUAGCUGGGAUAUUGGAGAAUAAGGAUGAUCCAAAGAGCUUGGUGAAGGAGAUUGAUAUAAAGAGAGUGAAGAAAAUGAUGGAUAAUGGGAAAAUUGGUGGUGGAAUGAUUCCCAAGGUGAAUUGCUGCGUGCGAUCGCUAGCUCAAGGGGUGAGGACUGCCAGUAUUAUCGACGGCCGCGUCCCGCAUUCUUUGCUGUUGGAGAUUUUGACGGAUGAAGGUGCUGGAACUAUGAUCACUGGCUAAAUUUUUUAGAUUGAUUUUAUAGUGUUUCUUGUUUUUCAUGUGAUAAAUGAAAGCUUGCAAUGAAUGAUGCAAGGUUUUGCUGCUUUUUGUGCACAGCUUCUAGUAAAUCGUUUUGUACUUCGCUUUUAGUAAUGCAUAAGGAAAAUAUUGAUUUGGUUUCCUUAUGUUUUCGUUAUGAAGUUUUGGGUCUUUUGGUUGAACGAAA
Molecule: messenger RNA, 1198 nt
Organism: Arachis duranensis
Lineage: Eukaryota; Viridiplantae; Streptophyta; Magnoliopsida; Fabales; Fabaceae
Product: acetylglutamate kinase, chloroplastic
Exons: 1
Coding region: 1-993 (330 amino acids)
Biological process (GO): L-arginine biosynthetic process
Cellular component (GO): cytoplasm; chloroplast thylakoid
Molecular function (GO): acetylglutamate kinase activity; ATP binding; arginine binding
Source: RefSeq, a predicted model, not a curated record